GAGACGUAGUAGAAAUCUGCUUAUUGGAUCUGUCAAAUGUAAAUAAACAAAUUAGAAUAAUAAAUAGAGCGCUUCAAUUAUGACUGAUGUGGUGCGCGGUGAAGCUCCUGAAUCGGACGAGGAGCAAGACAAACAAGAGAUAUUCGCAGCUGAAGUUUCUGGAGAGGCAACUGAAGAGGAAGAAGAUGAAGACAUCUAUGAGAAGCCAAGCAGGGCGAGUGUAACUGCUUCCAUCUAUCGAAACAAUCUACUACAACGUAAACUAAUUGAGAGCAAUAUUGAUAUUUGGAGAUCGCUGACAGCGUUCACACGAAGUUUUGUGGUGAACGCAUCCAAACAGCUGUUGAACACGGAUCAAAUGCUCAUCAAAUCGCAGGUAUCCUUGCAAUCGGCACAUACAGCCUUGCAACAGGCUCAAAGGAACACAGCACAAUUGCAAUCCCGCACAUCGGCAGCAUUAACGAGCAGCUUUCUGCCCGUCAUCCAAAUAGAUUAAUCAACUCAACGCAAUUAGAACAAUGAAAUGGACAGUUUAUGAAAUUUGUUAUAAAUACAAACGAACAAAACUAGGCUAA
Drosophila sulfurigaster albostrigata is the source of this 575-nucleotide messenger RNA. It is a transcript of the gene Blos3, whose product is annotated as biogenesis of lysosome-related organelles complex 1 subunit 3. NCBI's taxonomy places the organism in Eukaryota, Metazoa, Arthropoda, Insecta, Diptera, Drosophilidae. The transcript has 3 exons. Gene Ontology annotation, cellular component: BLOC-1 complex. The record is from RefSeq and is a predicted model, not a curated record. Bases 80 to 496 code for a protein of 138 amino acids.